CUAAUAGACUAUAUUAUGAAAAUUUGUGACAUAUUUUCUUACGGAAAUGAACCCGAUCAACCUGUAGUCCAUAAAAACAAAGAUAAAAUAAAUGUAUCGUUCAAUAUUAAUAUUCUUGUUAUUUUCUGUCGUGCUAUGUAAAAAAUCCAAGGAAGGAGAAAAGCCCGAGUGGGCAAAAAAGGAUAUUCGGGAUUUUGAUGAUGCUGAUAUGGAACGUUUAUUUGAUCAAUGGGAAGAGGAUGAAGAACCAUUGCAAUCAGACGAGCUGCCGGAACACUUAAGACCUCCGCCAAAAAUAGAUUUAUCUAAUAUCGAUACUUCAAAUCCUGAAAAUCUUCUAAAAAUAUCAAAAAAAGGGAAAACUUUAAUGACUUUCAUCAAUGUAUCCACUGAUAAAACGAAAGAGGAAGCUGAGGAGUUAACAAAAUUAUGGCAAACAGGGUUAUGGAAUAAUCAUAUACAAGCUGAAAGAUAUAUGGUCGAUUCACAUCGAGCAAUAUUUUUGUUCAAAGACGGAGCUCAGGCUUGGGAAUCAAAGACAUUUUUAUUGCAGCAAGAAUUUUUAGAAAGUAUGACUAUAGAAAAUAAAGUAUAUGAAAGCGAAAAAAAACAUGUAAUAGAUGAAUUAUGAAAAGAAUUUAUUUGAUUUUUAUUGGUGAACGUAAUGUAAAUUAAGUUAAUUUGCAUAAACAUCAUUGAUACAUGCAGAUUUAUGCUAUUGAAAUUUUAUAAGGCAAAGUGUUUCUAUAUACAUAGUUCGUUAAGCUAAAAUCGAAUUUAAAAUGUUACUGAAAGAAAU
This is a messenger RNA of Condylostylus longicornis, 799 nucleotides long. It is a transcript of the gene boca, whose product is annotated as LDLR chaperone boca. NCBI's taxonomy places the organism in Eukaryota, Metazoa, Arthropoda, Insecta, Diptera, Dolichopodidae. The transcript has a single exon. The coding region runs from base 92 to 631 and encodes 179 amino acids. Gene Ontology annotation, biological process: protein folding. The record is from RefSeq and is a predicted model, not a curated record.